AUGGACGGUGAAGAAGUUGCUGCUUUAGUUAUUGAUAACGGUUCCGGUAUGUGCAAAGCCGGUUUCGCCGGUGAUGACGCUCCAAGAGCCGUCUUCCCAUCCAUCGUUGGUAGACCAAGACACCAAGGUAUCAUGGUCGGGAUGAACCAGAAGGACUCCUACGUUGGUGACGAAGCCCAGUCCAAGAGAGGUAUCUUGACCUUGCGUUACCCAAUUGAGCACGGUAUCGUGACCAACUGGGACGACAUGGAAAAGAUCUGGCACCACACCUUCUACAACGAGUUGCGUGUUGCCCCAGAAGAGCACCCAGUCUUGUUGACCGAGGCCCCAAUGAACCCUAAGUCCAACAGAGAAAAGAUGACCCAGAUCAUGUUUGAAACCUUCAACGUUCCGGCCUUCUACGUCAACAUCCAGGCCGUUUUGUCCUUGUAUUCUUCCGGUCGUACCACCGGUAUUGUCUUGGACUCUGGUGACGGUGUCACCCACGUCGUGCCAAUCUACUCCGGUUUUGCUUUGCCACACGCCAUCUUGCGUAUCGACCUUGCCGGCCGUGACUUGACCGACUACUUGAUGAAGAUGUUGUCCGAACGUGGUUACACAUUCUCCACCACCGCCGAACGUGAAAUCGUUCGUGACAUCAAGGAGAAGUUGUGCUACGUCGCUCACGACUUUGACCAGGAAUUGCAGACCUCCGCCCAGUCCUCUGCCAUUGAAAAGUCCUACGAAUUGCCAGAUGGCCAGGUUAUCACCAUCGGUAACGAACGUUUCAGAGCCCCAGAAGCCAUCUUCCACCCAUCCCUCCUCGGCUUGGAAGCUGCUGGUAUCGACCAGACUACUUACAACUCCAUCAUGAAGUGUGAUGUUGAUGUCAGAAAGGAGUUGUACGGUAACAUCGUCAUGUCUGGUGGUACCACCAUGUUCCCAGGUAUCGCCGAGCGUAUGCAGAAGGAAAUCACCGCCUUGGCCCCAUCCUCCAUGAAGGUCAAGAUCAUUGCCCCACCUGAGAGAAAGUACUCUGUCUGGAUUGGUGGUUCCAUUUUGGCUUCUUUGUCCACCUUCCAACAGAUGUGGAUCUCCAAGCAGGAAUACGAUGAAUCUGGUCCUUCUAUUGUCCACCACAAGUGUUUCUAA
This is a messenger RNA of Babjeviella inositovora NRRL Y-12698, 1131 nucleotides long. It is a transcript of the gene ACT1, whose product is annotated as actin. Bases 1 to 1131 code for a protein of 376 amino acids. The transcript has 2 exons. The record is from RefSeq and is a predicted model, not a curated record. Lineage: Eukaryota; Fungi; Ascomycota; Pichiomycetes; Serinales.